Molecule: messenger RNA, 1905 nt
Organism: Letharia columbiana
Lineage: Eukaryota; Fungi; Ascomycota; Lecanoromycetes; Lecanorales; Parmeliaceae
Exons: 1
Coding region: 1-1905 (634 amino acids)
Biological process (GO): rRNA processing
Cellular component (GO): nucleolus
Molecular function (GO): RNA binding; RNA helicase activity; ATP binding
Source: RefSeq, a predicted model, not a curated record
AUGACAGAAGUACCGGCCAGUGCGGUAUUGAAUGACGGAAGUGACCAUACGAAGAAGUCGAAGAAGAGGAGGCGAGAAGAUAUACUGAAAGACGCCGUCGGCAAUGGCGAUUUUGGCGGCAGCAAACCUUCCAAAGAGGAGCGGAGAGAGGCAAAAAGGCUGAAGAAAUUGGGCGAAGAGCGAGGCGCUGGUCCAGAGACAGAUGAGGUUCUGCAAAUAAAUGGCAACGUGGGUGAAGUCGAAAAAGCUGCCGCCAAUGGAGACAAAAGCGAGAGCAAGCUCUCGAAAGAGGCGCGAAAGGAAGCAAGACGAUUGAAAAAGCUGGCGAAGGAGCAGGAAAAUGGUCAUGCAGUAGCUGAACAACUGCCAUCAAAUAACAGCGUCAAUGGAAUAGACAAAGCUUCGGAUAAAGCUACUCUGAAGGCGGAGAAGGCACGCUUGAAAGCGGAGAAGAAGUCAGCGAAGACGGAAAACACUGAUGGUGGAUCGCAACCAAAUUCUACCAAAGGCACAUUCGAUUCAGGCUCGGGCUAUGUGAAAGACCAGGUCCUCGCUGCGCUCCCCCAAUCUGAAAUCGACGACUUUCUCUCUACUAAUUUCAUCACAAUCAGCGAUCCAACUUCCUCAACCAAUCUCCGCCCCAUAACCCAGUUCUCCCAUCUCCCCACUCACCACACCACUUCUCCCUCGCCGUUUACCGCCUUCAAAAGUCCGACCCCAAUUCAAUCAGCCGCCUGGCCCUUCCUUCUCUCGGGCCGCGACGUAAUCGGCGUUGCAGAGACUGGCUCUGGCAAGACCCUCGCCUUCGGUGUCCCAUGCAUACGGUCUAUAACUAGCUCAUCCAGGACGAGAGGCUCACCAGCCAGAGCCGUCAUUGUGUCCCCAACCCGCGAACUUGCCGCACAAAUCCACACUCAGAUGGAGACUCUCGCCUCCCCUGCCCACCUCUCCACCGUCUGUGUCUACGGCGGCGUUCCCAAAGACCCGCAACGCUUGGCCCUGAAAACCGCACACAUAAUCGUCGCUACCCCAGGCCGACUGAACGAUCUUAUAAACGAAGGCUCUGCCGAUCUCAGCAAUGUCAAUUACGUGGUUCUCGACGAAGCAGACCGCAUGCUCGACAAAGGCUUCGAGGAAGAAAUCCGAAAAAUCAUCGCCACCACUCCCACAAAAGGCCGCCAGACCCUCAUGUUCACAGCCACCUGGCCCCCUUCCGUCCGGGACCUGGCAUCCACCUUCAUGAAAACCCCCGUCCACAUCUCCAUCGGCGCCGACAACCCCACCGGCGAACUCCGCGCCAACACCAAAAUCACCCAACUCGUCGAAGUCGUCGACCCGCGGCAGAAAGAGACGCGCCUCCUGCAACUCCUGAAACAGCACCAAGGCGCCGGAGCCACGAAGAACGACCGCAUCUUGGUAUUCUGCCUCUACAAAAAGGAAGCCGCGCGCAUCGAAAGCUUCCUGAGCGCCCGCGGGAUGAAAGCCGCCGGCAUCCACGGCGACAUGUCGCAGGACAAGCGCACCGCGUCCCUCUCGGCCUUCAAAACGGGCACCUGUCCCCUCCUCGUCGCCACCGACGUCGCCGCCCGCGGGCUCGACAUCCCCGCCGUCAAGGCCGUCAUCAACGUCACCUUCCCGCUCACGGUCGAGGACUACGUGCACCGCAUCGGCCGCACGGGCCGCGCGGGCGCGGACGGGUUGGCCAUCACGCUGUUCACGGAGCACGACAAGGCGCAGUCGGGGGCCUUGAUCAACGUGCUGAGGGCGGCGGGGCAGGAGAUCCCGGAGGAGCUGUUAAGGUUUGGGACGACGGUUAAGAAGAAGGGUCAUGAGGCCUAUGGGGCGUUUUAUAAGGGUCCAGGCGUUGGGGGGAAGAAGGAGGGGACGAAGAUUAAAUUUGAUUGA